Magallana angulata is the source of this 2497-nucleotide messenger RNA. RefSeq lists its product as uncharacterized. NCBI's taxonomy places the organism in Eukaryota, Metazoa, Mollusca, Bivalvia, Ostreida, Ostreidae. The record is from RefSeq and is a predicted model, not a curated record. Gene Ontology annotation, molecular function: zinc ion binding; protein binding. The transcript is spliced from 2 exons. Bases 116 to 1780 code for a protein of 554 amino acids.
CAUUUUUAUGGAAAAUCAAGUGCGCGCAUCCGCCUUCUUUUGACAUGGCUGCUGGCACAUAAACCAGAGAUUAAAGAAUACCUAUAUUCUUGUAAAACACGCGUUACGAACAACCAUGGAUCUUCAUUCUAGUGCCCAGGAUGUGCACCGAUGUGACCUUUGUGAGACCGCCAUAGUACACAGCUACUGUGACUUUUGUCAUGUCAACCUCUGCAAGCCCUGUGUAGUAGAUCACAUCUCAGAUGGAUAUGACAAACAUAAAAUAGUCCCUUUCAAGGAGCGCAGAUCAACCCCCAUUUAUCCGAAAUGUAGAACACAUUCACAUAAAUUCUGUGAAUUUCAAUGUGUAAAUUGCAACAACCUUUUGAUUUGUUCUUCCUGCAUGGCAUCUGAGCAACACAUGAGCCAUAAAUUUGUAGAAAUUGCAGAGAUAUACAAGAAAAAUAAAGAAGCCAUUGACAAAGAUGCAGUAGAAUUAGAAAAUUCUAUUUUUCCUACAUAUGAAGAAAUCGCACUUGACUUGGAAAAUCAGCUUGCCAGCUUAGACGGGGGAUAUGAAAAACUUAUAACAGAAAUUUCAAAACAAGGAGAGCAAUGGCACAGAGAAAUCGACAUCGUUGUCAACAAAAUAAAAACUGAAAUCAGCAAGAUAAAAUUUAAACACAGAGACAUUCUACAGAAACAUUUGGAUGAAAUCGAACAAACACAGACUCUCAUAAAGAAAACUAUACUGGCCAUAAGAAAACUUGAGAAAUCCACUGAAAUAUCUUCUACCAUUGAAUACAGCUCUAAGAUCAGAGAACUCAGCAAGGUUCCACCCAAGAUUCAGGUAUCACUGCCAACAUUCAUUCCAAAACCAAUAGACCUUGAGAAGCUGUAUAGUUUGUUUGGACAGAUCACCCCAUUAUCUACUGCAACAGAAAAAAAUGCAUUUCUGCUGAACCAAACUAACCCCUCAGUAAAAGACCUACUGGAUGAACCAGAGCUUAUAACCACAAUACUAACUGGGUAUGAAUAUCUACGAAGUAUUAUCUGUCAUAAUGAAGACAGGAUCUGGAUGAGUGAUGAGACCAAUGAUAUCAAAUGCUUCAACAUUGAAGGUUCACUCUGCCAGACAAUCAAAACAAAAUCAGGGGAAUUCCCAAAUGAUAUAGCCGAAGACAAUGAUGAGGAUCUACUGUACUCAAAUGGAAGAACAAAAACAGUGAAUAGAGUAAAAAAUGGUCAGACAGAAAAGUUGAUCAGAUUACAGGGAUGGAGGCCUCGUCAGCUGUGUGUCACCUCUACUGGUGAUCUCCUGGUUGCCAUGUGCACUGAUGAUAAAACUCAAUCCAAAAUUGUCCGUUACUCGGGAUUUACAGAAAAACAAACAAUUCAAUUUGAUGAUGGAGGUAAACCUCUGUACUCAGGGAAUGAAAAAAUUAAAUACAUCACAGAGAACAGAAACCAUGACAUCUGUGUAGCUGACUUUUGGGCUUUUGCAGUAGUGGUGGUUAAUCAGGACGGCAAACUCAGAUGGAGAUACACCGGUCAUCCCUCGGUUACCAAGAACGAACCAUUUAAACCCUGGGGUAUCACAACAGACAGCCAGAGUCGUGUCCUGACAGCUGAUCAUAUCAACCACUGUAUCCACAUUCUGGAUCAGAAUGGACAGUUUCUCCGUUACAUUGAUAACUGUGAUCUGGAGUAUCCUACUGGUUUAUGUGUGGACAACAAUGACAAUCUGUUUGUGUGUGAAUAUAACAGUGGCAUUGUUGAGAAAAUCAAAUAUUUAAACUAGAUGUUGAAAAUUGUUCACAUAGAAUAACCGUGACUUCUAUGGAUUAUGAAAUUUUCUGUGAAUUGCUCUAAACAUAAAUUGCAAUAUGCAUAUAUUCAAAGACAGCAUUACCUAGGUGCAGGAUGAUUCUUUCCUUUGUAAACUAGGGUAGGCAUUAAUUCUUUCAUGCUAACUAUGCCUCAAUAUCAGCACUCGCUCUCCAAAAUUUUAACUUUUCCCCAUUUUAUUUCAGACUGUUCUGUUUACUGAAGUUCACCAUGUUCACACGGACGUAUUUCACUGAUUUUUAAAAAAAAUUCAUCAAUGUAGUCAAAAGUAACGAAAAAUUUAAUCAAAAUCAAACUACUUUCAGCUCAAUGCUCGGAAAUUUUUGUAUGCCACGAUAAAUUAAAUGUGUACAAUUUUAUGUAUUUUGUUUAGUCUUUUAUGAAUAAAAGACCAGGUAAUGGUUCACAGAAAUUUUUCAAAUCUAAAAUGAGACAAUCCGCCCGGUAUAACAUCCAUCAACACAUAGAUAAAUUUCCUUUUCUAAACUGAUAUAGCAGCCCUGCAUUGUGUGUGUGUAAUAGGCUACGAUAGGUUAUAAUUCAGAAAUAGACAUUUGAUGAAGUAAAAAAAAAUCUUUUGAUGCAUCUAAUAUGCAUAUAAUUAAAAUGUGAUUAUUUUAACAUUUUUUGGUGUUUGCAAAAGGGUGUGUAUUUAAAAUCCUACCCGUCA